AUGUCUGACCCUUCCGCCGAGCUCGAAUCCAGGCUGCGCAGUCUGGCCAUUGGCGAAAAAGGACCGGUGCAGGACAUCCUACGCCCCAACCACGAAGACCAGCUCUGCGUCCAAGACCAAGAAGGCGAAGAAACCUGUCGCGGAUUCCUGGGAGGACGAGGCGGAAGGGGCCUCUCAGAUCCUCCACCGACGCCUAUUUCGCCGCAGACGUCGCAGCAAUGGGGUCCCGCGGUGUCGGCACCCCCGUCCGCUGGAUCGGGCGGUCCUGCUCGUCGGCCAGAGAAACAGACUGCUGUGGCUGGCCGCAUGAUUGCUGGUGCGUUGGGGAUUCGGGCACCUAAGCGCACCGAGGAACAGCGUGCCUAUGAUCGUGCCACUAAGGAGCAGGAGAUCAAGCGCCGGAACCGCGAGCGCGAGGAGCAGGCCAAGGCUAAGGAGGAAGAGGAGCGCGUCAAGGCUUCUGUGUGGACGGAUUAG
Molecule: messenger RNA, 477 nt
Organism: Penicillium maclennaniae
Lineage: Eukaryota; Fungi; Ascomycota; Eurotiomycetes; Eurotiales; Aspergillaceae
Exons: 2
Coding region: 1-477 (158 amino acids)
Source: RefSeq, a predicted model, not a curated record